CAGUUCCUUUUUGCCCCUAGUGACUAGAGCUUCCAAGAGCUUGGUUGACAAUUAUUCUCUUCCAGAAAGGUUUUCCCCUCAUUAUCCUCCACACACCUCCGCCGCAUGUUCAGACGAGAAGCUUCGGUCUACAAUAACUACGACGCGCAUUGAGCUCCAAGCGCGGAACCUGCAGAAAAUCCCAAUGGCUACGACUGGAGUCCUGCGAGAGGGGGGCGACGCAGUGACCGCUUUCCCAGCAGCAGCAGCAGCAGCAGGAGCAGCAGAAACCCUUCAGCAGCAGCAGGUCACUUUCACAACACCAGCAGCCGCAGCCGAGACAGUAACUGCUUCACAAGAAAUUGUUCCAGCAGCAGAUACAGCACAAGUCCCUCGCGUUAUUCGUUCGGCUUCGUUCCCAAGCAUCCUCUCUUUCCGCUUGGAACAAUGGCCGCCUGCGAGCACUACCCAGCAGUUGGACUCUCACCAGCAGGAUCAGCGGAAGCCGCAAGAGUCCGCGAAAACAGAGUCACGGCCGCUUUCCCCGGUCUCCCCGCAUUCCUUUCCUGGAAAUGGCUGCGUUACCCUAUCAAACACCGUGACAACGCCGACGGGGCAGAUUACAGCCCCCGCUAAACCCGCGCUCUCUUCCGACAUUCUCGAGGAUGUUUUUCAGCUUCUGCAGCGACCCGAGCACGCGCACGUAGCCAGCGCUGUUUGCAAGGAGUGGCGCGACGUCUUCGAGAAUCGAACCCGCGACCUCUCGCUUGUUUACGGCUUGCGGACCGCGCGCUGGGAGCCGUGCUUCCGUGACGUCAGCAACUGCAGCUUCGUUACAGGGUGGCAUCCGGGGAAGCAGAAGCUAUGGAUUUUAGACGACCCGAUACUGUGCAUGCCACAGCACGUACGCUUUAUAAGCGCGAACCCCUGGUUCACCCCGGCGCUUGUAUCGGAUCUUCUCUUCUCGCAGAACUUCCAACACCUCGACUCGGGGCUUGUUUCGCCUGACGGAAAGCAGGUUGCCGCGUUGAUUAGGCGGUUUCCGAACCUGACGUCCGUCAGCAUCCCCGUCACCGUCACCAAGUCUUCCGGGUGGGAUUCGUUUGACGACGAGAGCUUGGAGGAAGCCAUAUCCGCUAUCGCCACGUGUCGCUCGCUCCGCUCUUGCCGCAUUCAGAUACGAUUUCCCACAGCUCUAAACUCGAACCAUUUCAGCCUGUGCAAUAGCAUCCUGACCGAACGCCUCGCCGAGAUUUUCGCAUCCUGCCCGCGCCUCCGCUCGUUCCACCUGCAAAUGGACAUGACUCGAUUCGCGGCGCCUGACGAACUGCCCGAUUUGGCCAGCGCGAUUUCAUCUGCCCGUUCGACCUCAACUUCUCCUGAAAACUCCCAGCCGGGCAGCAUCCAAGUCGAAGCAACGGAAACUCCCGCCACAGCCUCGACUCAUCGCGAGCAGACGCCAGUACUGGCAGAAUCACAUUCGUUAGUAGCCCCGACGCAUCGGUUAUCCCAUCUCUCCCUCCCUCUACACCAUCACCUCACCCCCUCGUUACUAUCCUCCUUCCCGUGCCUCCGUUCGCUUCAGCUGCACGUGGCCUGCGCGAACGAAUCCUUUUUCGCCAUCAGCGCUCCGUUUUCGCGACUUCGCAUGUUACAAGAGCUUCGCAUAAGCUUCCACGCCGAUAGGAGGCCGAGCUCGGAGACCCCUCCUCAGGCUCGGGCCCCGAGCCUCUCCCCGAACCUGUUCUCAGGCUUGGAACAUUCGCUUCGGAAGCUGACUCUCAACCUCCGCGUGGGCACCCGCGACUUCGACGGGAACUUGGUCUUCGUACCCGAUAUAACCGACCCCGAUACAGCCAACAGCAUUCGAACAGACGCGAAUACCAAUAGAUUUAGGGUUACGCUUCCGGAUUCGAUAUGGGGGUUGGAACUGCUAGAGGAGCUCGAGACUGAUCUGAGCAGCAGCAAAGCAAUGCAGGCAGCGGCGCGACGGCAGGAGAGGCGAGCUCGACGGGUGGAGUUUGAGAGACGAACCGCCCUGAGAGUGCUUGGGUUCAACGAGGCCGCUACAGCUGCUGCAGCUGGGGUUCCAGUCGCUACGGCUGCUGCUACAGCUGCUGCCACUGGUGCUGCUACAGCUGCUGCCACUGGUGCUGCUACAGCUGCUGGUGGGUCGAUCAUGGACGAAAUGCCCCUGGACGACCCUCGCUUCGCGGGCUUUAAGCGCCUCACCUCGCUAACCCUCACCUCGGACCAGUGGACGGCCCCUCCGCCGUCUCUCACGCACCUGCCGAACCUGACGCGGCUCCACAUGCCCCUUGCUGCUCCGAGCCUGAGCGCCAGGCCCGGGGUGGGGCUGUGGCAUCUGAAAUGUCUGGCAGACCUGUGCAUCUCCAUGGAGAACAGAGCAGACACUGGAGAGCAGCAGCAGCAGCCGCAGCAGCAGCAGGAAGGGGGGCUAACGCACGACCGGGGUCAGCAGGGUCAGGAGGGUCAGGAGGUUCAGGGAGAAGCCCAGAAUCAGCAGCCGUUCCUCCCCCCUGCCCUGGAGUCCUUGACUCUACACGGAGGUUCUAAUAACGGGCAGUGCGGCCUGUCUCGCUGGGCCUCCUCUACAAUCACACAGCUCAAGCUGGUGAACGUCAGGUGCCCACCCGUCCCGGACACAGAGUGCCUCUUCCCGAACCUGAGAGUCUUCCAAGCCAUACAUUCCACUGCCCAGGUUGGGGCUCUGCCAAACCUAAGACACAUGCUGGAGAGGGCCAAACCUGGUUCGGAGAACCGGCUGGUUGCUCAUCCGAACCUGACGUUCCUGCAGGUGGAUCAGCCGAGCAGCAAGUAUUCCAUUCCACCCAUGCCGAAGCUCGAGAUUCUCAUCAUCGACCCCCUUCUGGCUUCUUCCCGAACCCUAGAAUGCCUUUCUUCCUUCACCUCCCUGCGGUUCCUGAGAAUUUCUAUUGUGGGCAUCAAGAGGAAGUGGACGGGGAAAAUCAGCUGCCCGCCGAAGCUGAGGACCUUGGAGAUUUACAAGUCGACGUUUUAUUGCCUUCCCAAUAGCUUUGCUUCCUUCAACCACAUCCGGAAGUUGCGGCUGAUUUAUUGCGAGCAAAUGAAGUCGCUUCCAGAGUAUUUGGAGGGCUUUAACCGCCUUACAGAGCUCACCAUUAGAGGUUGUAAGAGAGAUUAGGAUUCCAGACAGUUUGGGGGCUAUGUUAGCUAGGGUGAACUAUAAGGUGGAAUCCGUCGAGAUGGCAGAGUGAACCAAAUGAAGAUGGGGGCGGUGGAGAGCCAUUGUGGGUGUUGUGUGGUAGGGAUAUAUAAUUUAUGUGUAUGUUCGGUGUUACAAUUUCCACUCUGUAACUACCGCGUACUGCACCCUC
Closterium sp. NIES-67 is the source of this 3359-nucleotide messenger RNA. Lineage: Eukaryota; Viridiplantae; Streptophyta; Zygnematophyceae; Desmidiales; Closteriaceae. The record is from the annotation of a GenBank genome assembly.